Messenger RNA from Carassius auratus (goldfish), 3598 nucleotides. RefSeq names its product alpha-N-acetylgalactosaminide alpha-2,6-sialyltransferase 5-like. NCBI's taxonomy places the organism in Eukaryota, Metazoa, Chordata, Actinopteri, Cypriniformes, Cyprinidae. The record is from RefSeq and is a predicted model, not a curated record. Gene Ontology annotation, biological process: oligosaccharide metabolic process; ganglioside biosynthetic process. Gene Ontology annotation, molecular function: alpha-N-acetylgalactosaminide alpha-2,6-sialyltransferase activity. The transcript is spliced from 11 exons. The coding region runs from base 181 to 1113 and encodes 310 amino acids.
AGCCUCGUGUGAACGCAGGACUGUAUUUCUGACAGGGUUCAGCUGAGCUUCAGAACGAGGAUGUGUGCGCGCGAGCAGAAGUGCUGGCUGGGAGAUGUGAAGUGUAGAUUUGUUAAGCUGCUGUCGGUGAGGCUGAAGAACACGCAUGGACUAAACGGACAGAAUUAAACACUUCACAAUAUGAAGACGCGAACGCGUCAUGGGAUCAUAUUGAUUGGUGUUGUAAGCGUGCUUACAAGCUUAUUGUUCCUGUACAACAGCAGUUUUACUGACACACCAGAAGAUCAGCUGCAGUCAGAUGGACAUCAGGUGGACAUUCUACAACAGCAAACAUCCCACUUAGAAGGAUACAGCAGCAUCGCUGAUCAUAAGCCUCUUAGGAUGCAUUGCAAAAGCUGUGCCUUAGUGACUAGCUCUGGUCACAUGACCGGAAGUGGUCGAGGUGCGGAGAUUGACCGCAAGGAGUGCGUCAUCCGUAUGAAUGAUGCCCCAACACAAGGCUACCAGAGGGACGUGGGCCAGCGAACGAGUCUGCGUGUGGUCGCACACUCCAGCAUGCAACGUGUGCUACGAAACCGACACGAGCUACUCAACUCCAGCCAGAACACCUUCUUUAUCUUCUGGGGGCCCGGAAACUACAUGCGACAAGACGGUAAAGGCCUUGUCUACAACAACCUGCGUCUGCUGAAGCAGAUGAUGCCGAAACUACAGGUGUACGUCAUCUCGAGGUUAAAGAUGCUGCAUUUUGAUGAGCUCUUUAAGAAGGAAACAGGGAAAGAUAGAAAAAGGUCUAACUCAUGGCUCAGCACGGGUUGGUUCACCAUGGCAAUCGCUGUGGAGAUUUGUGACCGAAUCGACGUCUAUGGCAUGAUUCCGCCUGAGUUCUGCAAGUCGCCUAACCUCAAGCCAUCAGUGCCGUAUCACUACUACGAGCCUGCGGGGCCAGAUGAGUGUAAAAUGUAUCUCUCGCACGAGCAGGGCCGGCACGGCAGCCACCAUCGUUUCAUCACUGAGAAAUGUGUCUUUGCCAACUGGGCACGUAUGUUUAACAUACACUUCUAUCAACCAGACUGGGGACCGGCACCUGAUACAAAAAAUAGCACAGACUCCUGAGAUUCAAACACUUGGGUGUUACUCGGACUCGGUGUCCUUUUGAGGACAAAACUUCAACAUUUGAACUGGAACACAUUUUGAAUGAAAGUUUUCGAUGAUGUUCUUUGUGGAGGAUCGAAACAGCAAGGUCUAAUUUUGCUGAACAUUUUAAUUGCAAAAAGCUGUGCUGAACAAAAGUGUUCAAAGAUUAUGUUCAAUGUGACAAGAACAAACUGUUUAUUAUUCACAUUACUUAUUAAUUGUAACAGUAUGAUUCUCAUUGGUUCGUAAUUCAGAAAACUGGGUUCCUGUAAUAAUUAUAUCACAUUUUCUGUUUCCAGAAAUUACUAGUCUAAUAUCUAGGCCAUGUUGUUCUCCGUGUGUAAUAUCAUUUAAAUUAUACAUAUAGCCUCAAUAAUUUGUGCCACGUGGAGAGUGUCAAGCACAUAAUAUUACAAAUUUCUUCUCUCAGUGGCAUCCAAAGAGAACCAUUUACAAAUUGUGCUUUUUCCAAAUGCCACUUUUAUCAUAGGGCUCAUUAGAUUUAUCAGAUUUUGUUUUUGUUCAUGUAAAAAAUAUAUUUCUCUCUUAAUAUAAAGGUGUAAAUAUAAUCUUUACUCUAAAUCAGAGAUUCCCAGAACGAGAAUAUUUUUUCCCCCUUUUAACUAACUUUUUUAUUGUCCUUGUCAUAUUACUACACAUAUUUAAUGUUUUAAGCUGUCUUGACACAUUGACAUUAACUAGCUUUAGUGAGUCAUAUGUUAAAUCACACACACACACACACACACACACACACACACACACACACACACACACACACACAGGUUAAUAACCUAUCCAUAAAAAGUGUAAUUUUCAAAUGGUCAUAACUCAAGAACUGUAUACGUCACAAAGUGAUUCCUGAUAAGAAAUAAAGCAUUUAUAUUGACGGUCGGAUCCCAAUACACACAUUUGGACUUUUUAAACAUUAAUGCACCCUGGCUGGCACAAAUGCUGAAAAACAUUCCCACAUAUUACCAAACCGACGACUCUGGCCAUGACAGCCUGACCUUUAGAGUGAGGGACAAAUGUCUUUGUUUUUGUUUUUUUUUGCAAUUCCACGCUGCUCUUCCUUCAAUUCCCAUUACAAAGGUUGUGUGAGAGCAUAUCGACUUGCUGCCUGCAACGCUGUUCAUUUUACCUUUACAGCUGGAGGUUGGGGCAAAUGUGGAAUGCUAAUGGUGUGACACUCUGUGUUCUUGCUCAGGCUUAUAGGAGCUGCUCUGCUCUGUCUAAUGGGAUAUCAUGCUAUGAGUUCUGCUUAUUCGCAGUGACCGGAGAAUGUGCCUAGCACAACAACGACUGUCCCUCAGGAAGUCGAGGGAAAUUGGAGGGCUUUAAAGGACGCUGGAGUCUGUAAAUGAGGCUGACCUUUGAUUCAGCUCUGCUGGCUGCUACUGUAAUCAGUCACCCGAGGCAACACCGUGAUUACGGAUGACCUUGGAUCAGGCAGGAGGCCUGGAUAAAAUAAACGUUUUAAGUUAUGACAAUGUUGAGCAAUAAAUCGCACGAGGAGAUCAGAUGGAUGCUGGAUGAUUAUGGAAUAAAACAUGGUCCUGUGGUCGAUUCCACCAGAGCCCUUUACGAAAAGAAGCUGAGGGAAGCCAUGACUAAACACAGAAGAACUAAAGCUCCGUCCGACAGGACAUUUUACAGGGAGGAGGAGGAUGUCACCUAUGUUCAGCAUCGCACACCUCAACGAUAUGAUGAUGUGAUCGACAGAACAUGGACUGAUUAUAGAGGGAUGGACUACAUAUAUGAUCCUGCCAUAUAUAGGACUCAAGCUCCUUAUCAAAAUAUGUCACAAGCAAGAAACUUGCCACCAGAAUCUCAACUCCAGAAAACACCAGAGAAAAGUUCAUCACGCUUAGUCCCAGUCUGGCUACGGUUUUUAGUGUUUCUUAUCAUAUCAGGUCUUUUGUACUUGGUUUUUAUAAAUCUGGAAUCAGCAGAGCCUGUCAAAAGACUGAUGUAGCUCUUUCUUUAGUGAUUAAACUGAAUGCUACAUUUCUAAAACAAGCAAAUAUUCAGCACAAUAGAUGUGAUUUUGAACAUACUGUAGUGUUUUAACUCAUUUAAUGUUGGUUACUUUGUGGGUUUGUUAUAUCAAAGUAAGCCUGACAUUGUAUGAAAAUGUCAGAAAAUGGGUGCUUCAGGAUGUACCUGAUGAAAAGACUACUUUUAUGAUGUUUUAUUUUGUUCCUUGGUCAAGAUAUAAUAAUUGUCCAUUGUAAUGCUGCAAUACAUUUUACAGUACUGUAUUGUUAGUCAUUUCUUGGGCUCAUAACAGUUUGGUAUAUCACAACUUUUAAUGCUUUUUUGUAUGCAUUACACAAAAAUUUUGUUAAGGAUAAAGUCACUGAAUUUAGUGUUAGUUAUUUUACAAGAAGCUGAUUUUCCAUUGCAAUAUGUCUGAAGUAUAUAUAUAUUUUAUUUGGGUCAUACUCUGAAUUAUAUGUAUUUGAAU